AUGACAUUAGAUAUUUCUAAGUUCAAUCCAAGACAAAUUCCACAUACCGAAGAGAGACAAACAUUGUUAGAAGCAAACAAGAGUGUAUAUGAACUGUUCAUAGAUGAAACUGACUUUGAGUGUUUAGAUGAAAGGUCAUUGUACGAUUCGUAUAAACAAUAUUGUCAAGAAUAUGGUUAUAUGACAGCGUCUAAACGAACAUUCUUGGCAAAUGUCAAAAGUCUUUUAGACGUUCAGAAUGGUGUAUAUACAAAGAAAAAUUUUUCUGAGUAA
This is a messenger RNA of Trichomonas vaginalis G3, 273 nucleotides long. RefSeq names its product Poxvirus D5 protein-like family. The transcript has a single exon. Bases 1 to 273 code for a protein of 90 amino acids. The record is from RefSeq and is a predicted model, not a curated record. Lineage: Eukaryota; Parabasalia; Trichomonadida; Trichomonadidae.